This is a messenger RNA of Prunus avium (sweet cherry), 1363 nucleotides long. NCBI's taxonomy places the organism in Eukaryota, Viridiplantae, Streptophyta, Magnoliopsida, Rosales, Rosaceae. The record is from RefSeq and is a predicted model, not a curated record.
CUUCCCCUUAUUCGAAGAGAGCAAGAAUCAAACGUGGGCUCAUCAGCUAUAGCACUCUCCCUCAUGUGCCCUCGAUUGCUCGUCUGCUGUCGGCGGUCAGGUACUGUUGUGUAGCAGCGACGUCGUCUACCAGGCUUUGAAGGCCUGGGUUUGAGCAGAAAGACCGGAUGGACCAGUACGAGAAAGUUGAGAAGAUUGGUGAAGGAACGUAUGGCGUGGUUUACAAGGCUCGUGAUCGUGUCACUAAUGAGACUAUAGCUUUGAAGAAGAUUCGUUUAGAGCAGGAAGAUGAGGGGGUGCCAAGCACUGCCAUACGCGAAAUUUCACUCUUGAAAGAAAUGCAGCAUGGCAACAUUGUCAGGCUGCAGGAUGUAGUGCACAGUGAGAAGCGCUUGUAUCUGGUUUUUGAGUACCUCGACUUGGAUCUGAAGAAGCAUAUGGAUUCUACUCCUGAGUUUGCAAAGGAUCCUCGCCAAAUAAAAAUGUUCCUUUAUCAGAUUCUCAGAGGCAUUGCUUAUUGUCAUUCACAUAGAGUUCUUCAUCGAGAUCUGAAACCCCAGAAUCUGCUGAUAGAUCGUCGUACCAAUUCACUAAAGCUUGCAGAUUUUGGACUGGCUAGAGCAUUUGGUAUUCCUGUUAGGACAUUUACUCAUGAGGUGGUGACUCUCUGGUAUAGAGCGCCGGAGAUAUUGCUUGGUUCCCGCCAUUACUCUACUCCAGUAGAUGUGUGGUCCGUGGGUUGUAUAUUUGCUGAGAUGGUAAACCAACGACCUUUAUUUCCUGGGGACUCUGAGAUUGAUGAAUUGUUCAAGAUAUUUAGAAUCAUGGGUACUCCAACUGAGGAUACAUGGCCUGGAGUGAAUUCUUUGCCUGAUUUUAAGUCUUCCUUUCCUAAGUGGCUUGCUAAGGACUUGGCAACUGCAGUUCCAAAUCUUGAAUCUGCUGGCGUUGAUCUUCUCUCUAAAAUGCUCUUCUUGGAUCCCAGCAAAAGGAUUACGGCCAGGACUGCUCUUGAGCACGAGUACUUCAAAGAUAUUGCCUUUGUACCCUGAUUCCUCCUAUCUUCACUUCGUGGCAGAGAGUGUUUAUACUAUAGUGUAGCAUCCUGUGAACUUUGCUUGAAUGAGAAAUGUGUGUUGCUCUUGUGAUUUUUCCCCCUCAUUCCUCAGACAUAGUUCCGAUUAUGUUGAUUUGGCUUUCAGCAGACGUUAUCAUCAAUUACAGUCUGCCCUUGGUUUCUUUCGUUUCCCAUUUACGCUUAAGAUAUACAGUAGUAACAUUUUCUGAGUUGCUUGUAAUUGACGAUACAUAUCCUGUGAGAAACAAUUUUCCCUCGAGGAAUGUAAAGGAUAGGUUUGCUUCU